CGCGCGGGCCAGAGAGGAAAAUGGCGGCGCCCAUGAGUGAGGGGUUUCCCGCCUUGGAGCCUGGCGCUGCUCCCUACGGCAACUUCCCUAAUUAUUCCCGCUUCCACCCGCCCGAGGAGCGAGUCAGCCUCCUUCCUGGGGAGCUCUUGCAGAGCCUGUUCCCCGCGGCGCCCCGUCCGCUGCUGGGGCUCGAUGUGGGGUGCAACUCGGGGGAGCUAAGUGUGGCUCUGUACAGGCAUCUCCUUGGGCUUCAGGAGAGCAAAGGCAGCCUGGACCAGCCUGCAGCUGGAAAGGAUCUGAACCUUCUGUGCUGUGACAUUGAUCCGGUGUUGAUUAAGAGAGCUCAGCAGUGCAGCCCCUUUCCUGCCUCCAUAUCCUUUGCCAACCUGGACAUCAUGGACUCUAGUGCCAGGGAACCAUUCCUGAGCUCCUACCUGGGCCGUUUUGGCCGUUCCACCUUUGACAUCGGUUUUUGCAUGUCUGUGACCAUGUGGAUCCACUUGAAUCAUGGGGACAGUGGCCUGAUGGAGUUCCUGUCCUUCCUCUCCUCUCUGUGCAAGUACCUGCUGAUCGAACCUCAGCCAUGGAAAUGCUACAGGGCAGCUGCACGCCGCCUGCGGAAGCUGGGCAGGAAUGACUUUGAUCACUUCCGAUCUCUUGCUAUCAAUGGGGAUAUGGCAGAAAGGAUAACCCAGAUCUUAACGAAGGAUUGUGCCAUGGAGCUGGUGUGUUGCUUUGGGAGCACCAGCUGGGACAGAAGUCUUUUGCUUUUUAAAUCAAAUGGCUCAAAUCACGAGGGCAGGGAGUCUUCAGAACAAGAGCAGUGACUGACAAAUGGCCUCUCACAUUCAUGAACUUAUGGGCAAGGAGGUGCUUGCUGUUUACAGAGUCAGAUCUAGGAAUUCCUAAAUCCCUACUGGGACCAGACCUUGACCUCCCUAGGGAGUUUGAGGCAAGUAAUGUCUGUGUGGUUUUUUUUUCUUCCCAUCUGCAAACUGCAGUGGCAGUUUUAACCUACCUUGUGGGUUCUGCGAUUGCUGUUCCUAGAAAGUGUUCUUGAAAUGAAAGUUGCUACGUAUGUGCUUUCUACCUGUGUCAAGAAUAUUCCCUGGAAGAAGAGAAUACAUGCCUUUUUUUGUCCUUGGAGCUUUUCAAGGAGAUGGGAUAUUGCUGUUGAUCCGUGCGAUGCACUGUUCUGCUUGUUGUCAUGCUUUCUGUAUAAAAUGCUCUUGGAAAACAUAGCCUGGUUUACCAGCUAUGAACAAGUGAGUUGGAUCGUGGCAGAGAUCAACAGGUUGCCCAGAGAGGUGGUGGAUGCCUCAUCCCUGGAAACGUUCAAGGCCGGGUUGG
Egretta garzetta (little egret) is the source of this 1350-nucleotide messenger RNA. RefSeq names its product BCDIN3 domain containing RNA methyltransferase (gene BCDIN3D). Gene Ontology annotation, molecular function: RNA methyltransferase activity; O-methyltransferase activity. The transcript has 2 exons. Gene Ontology annotation, biological process: miRNA metabolic process; negative regulation of pre-miRNA processing. The record is from RefSeq and is a predicted model, not a curated record. Gene Ontology annotation, cellular component: cytoplasm. NCBI's taxonomy places the organism in Eukaryota, Metazoa, Chordata, Aves, Pelecaniformes, Ardeidae. The coding region runs from base 21 to 827 and encodes 268 amino acids.